AACUCAUCUUGAGAACACAUAUAAGUCAGUAACCUCUGGCUAUGGAGAACAUUAUCUCGGGGGAAGGACAUCUAUCACUUCACAGACAUGCUGUGGGUGCUGUUUUUACUACUUAUAUGUGUUCCUAUACUAAUACUCCUCUACUACACUCGCACCAGACAGGAAAAUGAGCCCCCUUUGGACAAAGGUAUUAUACCAUGGUUGGGACACGCACUUGCAUUCCAAAAGGAUGUCGCUAAGUUUUUGUCCCGAAUGAAAGAGAAACACGGGGAUGUCUUUACCGCGUGCGUUGCGGGCCAUUACGUGACGGUGCUGUUAGAUCCGCACUCUUUCGACGGAGUGCUUCAUGACAACAUCCGCCUGGACUUCAGCCGCACCAGACAGCAGCUCAUAAAAAGAGUUUUUGGUCUGCAGUUGCCAGGCAUCGAGCCAGCAGCGGAGAGGAUGUUUAUGGAAACACAUUUUCGAGGUGUCUGCCUGUCUGAGAUGAAUCAUUCCAUAAGCUCUCACCUUCACGAGCUGCUGUUACCAGAUCCGUCCGGCCAAUCGGAAUGGAGACGAGAGGGACUCUUCAGUUUAUGUUACCGCCUCCUCUUCAGAGCCGGCUACCUCACGUUAUUUGACAGCACGCAGGACGUCACUGCAGUCUACAAAGAAUUUCGCAAGUUUGACCAUCUUCUUUCCAAACUGGCUCGCUGCUCACUCAAAGGAGGGGAGAGCCGGGCAGCCCACUCGUCACGGAAGCGACUUUGGGAACUGCUGUCACCAAACAACCAGCACAGCGGCGAGGCCGAGUGGAGGUCCUGGCAGAGGAGCUACCAGCGCUUCCUCCAGAAAGAAGGAGUGGAUGCUGAGAUGCAGAAAAGAGCUCUUUUGCUGCAGCUGUGGACCACACAAUGUAAUGCUGGGCCAGCAGCCUUUUGGCUCCUUGGCUUCCUGCUCACUCACCCUGAGGCCAUGAAGGCGGUCCAGUCAGAGAUGAGAGGUCUUUCUCUGGAGGACAGCUCCCCCCAGCACACCCCCAGCACGGCUCGAGUGAAGAAAGCACACGUUACACCCGUGUUAGACAGCGUUCUGAAAGAGACCCUACGACUCACCGCCGCCGCAAUGAUCAGCAGAGACGUGGUGCAAGACAAGGUCCUGCGCAUGGCCAACGGGGAAGAGUACCGCCUCAGACGUGGGGACAAAGUGUGUCUGUUUCCCUUUCUGAGCCCACAAAUGGACCCGCAGAUUCACCAAGAACCGCAGCUUUUCAAGUAUGACCGCUUCCUAAAUGAAGACCUGACAGCCAAGGAUGAUUUCUACAAGGAUGGCAGAAGGCUGAAGUACUUCACCAUGCCCUGGGGCGCGGGGAGCAAUAUGUGCGUGGGGAAAGACUUUGCCGUGACAACCAUUAAAAAAUUUGUGCUCUUGAUGCUGACCCGUCUGGACCUGGAAGUGUGUGACCCACAGGCUCGAGUGCCGCCCGUCGAUCAGAGCCGCUACGGUUUCGGGAUGCUCCAGCCGGAGGGAGAUCUUCAAGUGCGCUACAGACUAAAGAGAACGACUUCAAGUUAAUUCAGUCAAUGGAUAUUUUAUUUAUAUGUGUAUAUUUAUUUAUUCCACAAUUAUUCCUGUAAAUACAGAUGUAGUUUUUUGUGUUGUUGUCACAUGGUUUCAUUUCAUGUUUGACGUAUUUCAUAACUGACCCCAAAAUACAUUAAAAAAAGUGAAUUAUGCUGUAUAGCAUUCCUGAAAAAAACCCAACACA
Hippocampus comes (tiger tail seahorse) is the source of this 1750-nucleotide messenger RNA. It is a transcript of the gene ptgis, whose product is annotated as prostaglandin I2 (prostacyclin) synthase. Gene Ontology annotation, biological process: prostaglandin biosynthetic process. Gene Ontology annotation, molecular function: oxidoreductase activity, acting on paired donors, with incorporation or reduction of molecular oxygen; monooxygenase activity; heme binding. The transcript is spliced from 10 exons. Lineage: Eukaryota; Metazoa; Chordata; Actinopteri; Syngnathiformes; Syngnathidae. The record is from RefSeq and is a predicted model, not a curated record. The coding region runs from base 88 to 1557 and encodes 489 amino acids.